AUGGGCGACCUCGCCAACCGCAAAGUGUUCAAGGUGUUCAACCAAGAGUUCAUCGUCGACGAGCGCUACAAUGUGACCAAGGAGCUAGGACAGGGUGCUUAUGGCAUCGUCUGUGCGGCUACCAACAACCAGACAGGCGAGGGCGUCGCCAUCAAGAAGGUCACAAACGUCUUCAGCAAGAAGAUCCUUGCGAAGCGAGCCCUGCGCGAGAUCAAGCUGCUCCAGCACUUCAGAGGCAAGUCUAUAUUGCACCCGUCGGCUGUGACACUACUAACACCUGCCAGGCCACCGCAACGUAAGAAACACCCGAUAACAUGUCUCUACGACAUGGAUAUUCCCCGCCCAGACAACUUCAACGAAUGUUACCUCUAUGAGGAGCUCAUGGAGUGCGACCUGGCAGCCAUCAUCCGCUCUGGUCAGCCGCUUACCGAUGCCCACUUCCAGUCAUUCAUCUACCAGAUCCUGUGCGGUCUGAAGUACAUCCAUUCGGCAAACGUCCUCCAUCGCGACUUGAAACCUGGCAACCUUCUCGUCAACGCCGACUGCGAGCUUAAGAUUUGCGAUUUUGGUCUCGCAAGAGGUUUCUCCAUGGAUCCCGAGGAAAACGCAGGUUACAUGACUGAAUAUGUCGCCACCCGAUGGUACAGAGCUCCUGAGAUUAUGUUAAGUUUCCAGAGCUACACGAAAGCUAUCGACGUAUGGUCAGUAGGCUGCAUCCUCGCUGAGCUACUUGGAGGCAAGCCCUUCUUCAAGGGCCGGGACUACGUCGACCAGCUGAACCAAAUUCUGCACUACCUUGGAACACCAAACGAAGAGACACUCUCGCGAAUCGGCUCGCCUCGUGCCCAGGACUACGUUCGCAACCUACCAUACAUGCAGAAGAUCUCGUUCCAAUCGCUUUUCAGGAACGCCAACCCGGACGCCCUCGAUCUGCUCGACCGCAUGCUCGCUUUCGACCCAUCGAGCCGUAUUUCAGUCGAGGAAGCCCUAGAGCACAGGUACUUACAAAUCUGGCACGAUGCCUCCGACGAGCCUUCGUGCCCGACAACAUUCGACUUCCAGUUUGAGGUCGUUGAGGAGAUUCCAGAGAUGAAGAAGAUGAUUCUGGAUGAGGUCAGCCGCUUCCGCCAGAUGGUCCGCGUACAACCCGGUGCAGGCGCUGGGGCGAACCAGGCGCCGCAGGUCCCAAUACCCAAUAACUACGACCGCGCUGGCUAUGAAGACCCAAGGCCACAAGAAGCGUUCAACCAGGGUGGAUGGAACGGCAGCGACUUAGAGCGUGACCUUCAGGGCCUUGACGGCCGUAUGCGAUGA
Messenger RNA from Alternaria atra, 1314 nucleotides. RefSeq lists its product as uncharacterized. The transcript is spliced from 6 exons. Gene Ontology annotation, cellular component: nucleus; cytoplasm. Bases 1 to 1314 code for a protein of 437 amino acids. NCBI's taxonomy places the organism in Eukaryota, Fungi, Ascomycota, Dothideomycetes, Pleosporales, Pleosporaceae. The record is from RefSeq and is a predicted model, not a curated record. Gene Ontology annotation, biological process: intracellular signal transduction; protein phosphorylation. Gene Ontology annotation, molecular function: ATP binding; protein serine/threonine kinase activity.